GGUUGGUAUUAUAUCGUGAUGUCUGCUAAUAUUGAUGCAAUGGAGGAUAGCGCAGUGGCAACAGAAGAAGGCGAAUUCGAGGAUGAUCUCGAGCGACUCACAGAUGAGUAUAAUUCCGAUGAAUCUGAUAAUUCAGAUACAGAUGAUGAGGAUAGGGAGAAUAUCAUGUAUGCGUGA
Molecule: messenger RNA, 177 nt
Organism: Sphaeroforma arctica JP610
Lineage: Eukaryota; Ichthyosporea; Ichthyophonida
Exons: 1
Source: RefSeq, a predicted model, not a curated record